Molecule: messenger RNA, 567 nt
Organism: Hypoxylon trugodes
Lineage: Eukaryota; Fungi; Ascomycota; Sordariomycetes; Xylariales; Hypoxylaceae
Product: DNA replication complex GINS protein PSF3
Exons: 2
Coding region: 1-567 (188 amino acids)
Biological process (GO): mitotic DNA replication initiation
Cellular component (GO): GINS complex
Source: RefSeq, a predicted model, not a curated record
AUGUCAUAUUACGACGUAGACGCGAUACUCACUGACGCCGAAAAAGUCCCUUGCAAAUUCGAACUCGACGUACCUGAACUCGGAUAUCUCGAUAAUAACCCAUCGCAACCUCUCAAGGCUGGGGCCUUCGUCGGUCUACCAUUAUGGCUCGCCGAACCUCUCGCUCUGACUAGUAGAUCAGCUGGUAGUUCGGAAGGAGAUUCCGGGUCAUUCGUAUCGCUCGAUCUUCCGCCUUCGCUGUCUAACGAGGUUAUGUCCGCAUUGAAAGCCGAUCCUCGCGCCGUUCCACUCCGAGAUCAAUCUCACAAUUUCUAUGGCCUUGGAACGCGCAUGCUUGACGUAUUCGAAGAGAGGGAGAUAUGCGCCACACUUCGAAAAACAUUCGUGACGAGAGCUACCGAUAUUGCGCUCCAUGCCAGGAAAGCUGGUGCUACUGAGGAUAUGGGUGUAGGUGCUGGAGAGGAAUUCUUGAGAGGUCUUGACGAAUGGGAGAGGAAACUAUUCAGGAAAGCUCAUGAAGGCACCAAAGGAAGCAAGGAAUGGAUGGAGGGCGUUAAAAGGCAUUGA